Messenger RNA from Erinaceus europaeus (western European hedgehog), 921 nucleotides. Its product is annotated as olfactory receptor 5AC1-like. Gene Ontology annotation, molecular function: G protein-coupled receptor activity; olfactory receptor activity; odorant binding. The transcript has a single exon. The record is from RefSeq and is a predicted model, not a curated record. Bases 4 to 921 code for a protein of 305 amino acids. Gene Ontology annotation, cellular component: membrane. Gene Ontology annotation, biological process: G protein-coupled receptor signaling pathway; sensory perception of smell. Lineage: Eukaryota; Metazoa; Chordata; Mammalia; Eulipotyphla; Erinaceidae.
AAGAUGGAAGCAAACAAGACACUGGUGACUGAAUUUGUUCUCACGGGACUUACAGAUUUCCCGUAUCUACAGGUCCCCCUGUUCCUGGUGUUCUUGCUCAUCUAUCUUAUCACCCUGGUGGGCAACCUGGGACUGAUUUACCUCAUCUGGAAAGACCCUCAUCUUUGUACCCCAAUGUACUUAUCACUUGGCAGUUUAGCAUUUGCUGAUGCUUGUUCCUCAUCCUCUGUGACUCCCAAAAUGCUAAUGAAUUUUUUAUCUAAGAAUCACAUGAUAUCCCUAGCUGAGUGUAUCACCCAGUUUUACUUUUUUGCUUCCAGUGCAAACACAGAAUGCUUCCUCCUGGUCGUGAUGGCUUAUGACCGCUAUGUAGCCAUAUGCAACCCCUUACUUUAUCCAGUAGUGAUGUCCACUAUAUCCUGCAUUCAGUUAUUAGGGAUUUCAUAUGCUAUUGGGUUUCUUCAUCCCAUGAUGCAUGUGGGUUUGUUGUUUAGAUUAACUUUCUGCAAGUCUAAUGUAAUACAUUAUUUCUAUUGUGAGAUUUUACAACUGUUUAAGAUUUCCUGUACUGACCCUGGAGUUAAUAUGCUCUUGAUUUUUAUAUUUUCAGUCUUUAUUCAAUCUUUCACUUUUAUCACUAUUGUCAUUUCUUACUCCUAUGUUCUCUUUGCCAUCUUGAAAAAGAAGUCUGAAAAGGGCAGAAGCAAGGCUUUCUCCACGUGCAGUGCCCAUCUGCUCUCUGUUUCCCUGUUCUAUGGCACUCUCUUCUUCAUGUAUGUGCGACCUGGGUCUGGAUCAACUGAGUAUCAGGAUAAAAUGUAUUCUUUGUUUUACACAAUCAUCAUUCCCAUGCUAAAUCCUUUCAUAUACAGUCUCAGGAACAAAGAGGUUAUUGGUGCUUUGAGGAGAGUAAUAAAUUAA